Messenger RNA from Ostrinia furnacalis (Asian corn borer), 1495 nucleotides. RefSeq names its product arrestin domain-containing protein 2. The coding region runs from base 1 to 1251 and encodes 416 amino acids. The record is from RefSeq and is a predicted model, not a curated record. Gene Ontology annotation, cellular component: cytoplasm. Gene Ontology annotation, biological process: protein transport. Lineage: Eukaryota; Metazoa; Arthropoda; Insecta; Lepidoptera; Crambidae. The transcript is spliced from 8 exons.
AUGAUUUCUAUUAGAACUAGUAACCUCGUCAGAACUAACAUCAGAGGGUUUAGUUAUCACAAAUUAAAUCUAUAUUAUUUUGCAGGCAUCCAUGUCAAAUUUAAAGGCGAGGCCCACACUGAAUGGUAUGAGAGCAAACAAGAAGAGAAUGCUCAAGGAAAAACAGAAUCAACGGACACUCUACACUCAGGGAGUGAAGAAUACUUCCAAAUUUCUUAUUACCUUCUUGGCAGCAACACAGGUAAUGAGAUAGAAAUCCCUUCAGGGAAGCAAGUGUACAGCUUCACUUGCACCCUGCCUCCUGUGCUUCCAUCAUCCUUUGAGGGGGAACAUGGGUACGUCAGAUACACUGUCAAAGUCACACUUGACAGACCAUGGAAGUUUGACCAGGAGACCAAGAUGGCAUUUACUGUCAUUAAUGCUUUGGACCUGAACCUCAAUCCGUCAUAUAGGGAACCAAUCCGCAUUCAAAUUGAAAAGACAUUCUGCUGUUUCUGCUGUGCAUCUCCCCCACUGUCUGUAGAUGUUCAAGCACCAGUCUCUGGAUACUGCCCUGGACAAGUCAUACCGAUACAGGUUGAUGUUGAAAAUAAGAGUAAUGUGCAACUACAUCUAGUAAAGAUAUUUUUAAGAAAGGUGGUGACAUAUCGCGCAACAUCGCCGUCAACUGCUACAAAAAAGGUUAAAAACGUUGUCUUGAUGGUGCAAGAAGGUCCAGCUCCUGCUGGAACCACAAAACAUUGGGAGUUAAAGCUUGAAAUCCCUCCCAUUCCACCCUCGAAUCUCGUCAAUUGUAACAUCAUUGAUCUGGACUAUGAUUUUAAGGUUGAAUGUGUCGUGCCAAAAAUGCAUCUAAACAUGCGAGACAAGAAGUACAUAACUAUCGGUACGGUGCCGCUGGUAGGCGUGGGGCAGGCCGCGCCGGCCCCCGGCGACAGCGCCCAAUACUCCCCGAGUCAGCCCGCCGUGCUACCGGUUGACCCUGGACAGCCUGCUCAGCCUACGGCUCCGUCAGCUCCAAGUGGCGAUCCUUCGCCAGGGUGGGUGAUGCCUGGAACGGUGCCUGCGCAGCCGCCCUACCAGUCGCUGUAUCCUACACUUUCUCAACCUGUGUACAAGGAGUCGGCAUACUCAGCUCGCACGAUUCAAGAUAAGGGUGAUAACAACUACACAGCUAUUACUGGCCCAAAUAACUUUGCUCCUUACUACCCUACGUAUGCAGCUGUACAACCACCCCCUCUACCUCAGUAAAUAACAGUAUUUCGUGUAUUUUCGACCUUUUGGCAUUUUAUAUUACUAUUUGAUACUAACAGCUAUGUAUAAUUGUAUGAUAUUAAAAAUAGCACAAGGCGGGUUGUGGCAAAUUGAUAUUUUGAUAUUAUUAUUUGCCUUUUAUGAAUGGCGUGUCGAAUAAAAAUUGUGAAUCUCUAAAUUCAAUCUGUACUAAUAGUGAUCUAGCAUUUUAUACCGUCCUUUAUUUAUACUAAUAUUUUUA